Trichoderma virens Gv29-8 is the source of this 2460-nucleotide messenger RNA. RefSeq lists its product as uncharacterized. Gene Ontology annotation, molecular function: molybdenum ion binding; pyridoxal phosphate binding; molybdenum cofactor sulfurtransferase activity. The transcript has a single exon. The record is from RefSeq and is a predicted model, not a curated record. Lineage: Eukaryota; Fungi; Ascomycota; Sordariomycetes; Hypocreales; Hypocreaceae. The coding region runs from base 1 to 2397 and encodes 798 amino acids. Gene Ontology annotation, biological process: Mo-molybdopterin cofactor biosynthetic process.
AUGGAUGCCUUUGCCAAAGACAUGACUUCGGUCUUGUAUGGCAAUCCCCACUCCGGAUCAUCACCAUCUCAACUCUCCUCAUCACGGAUUGACCAAGUGCGAGUCCGUCUGCUGGACUUCUUCAAAGCCGACCCUGAUCAAUAUGACUUGGUCUUUGUGGCAAAUGCAACUGCUGGCGUGAAGCUGGUGGUUGAGGGCAUGAGGUCUUUGCCUGGAGGCUAUGUCUUUGCCUAUCAUCAAGCUUGCCACACGAGCGUGAUAGGGGCAAGAGAAGAAGCACACCAGAGCGUCUGCCUCGAUAACACGGGAGUUCGGUCUUUGUUAGACGGGGAGGAUCCGUUCAAGCCAACCACUUCUGGCACCCCCGCAAGAUUAUUUGCCUACUCGGCUCAGUCUCAUAUGGACGGGAGGCGAUAUCCAUUAUCGUGGGCUAAGGAGUUGAAGAAGAUGGAAGCCCAAUCAUCGUCUCGGACGUUGACGCUCCUGGAUGCGGCUUCACUCAGUGCCACCUCACAGCUCGACCUUUCAGACCCUCAAUUCGCUGCUGACUUUGUUGUGUCAAGCUUAUACAAGAUAUUUGGAUUUCCUGACUUGGGUGUUCUAAUUGUUCGUCGCUCUGCUGAAUUUGUAUUUGACCAGCGAAGGUAUUUUGGUGGCGGCACGGUAGACGUGGUGCUCUGCGGCGACGAACAGUGGCAUGCUCCCAAGUCUUAUUCUCUUCACGAACGCCUGGAAGACGGCACGCUCCCCUUUCAUAAUAUCAUUGCUGCUGACAUAGCAAUAUCGAUUCACCAGCGGCUUUUCGGCUCCAUGGAUCAGAUCAGCGCUCACACGGCAUAUCUCAGUCGCGAGCUAUGUCGUGGCCUGCACAGUUUACGACACGCAAACGGGAUCCCUGUUUGUCACAUUUAUUCCGAGACACCAGAUGAUGCGGCACCUAUCGAAACUGGCCCAGUCGUUUCCUUCAACAUCAGAGACAGUCGAGGUUUAUGGAUUGGCCUUGCUGAAUUUGAAAAGUUGGCUAUCUUGAGAAAGAUGCAUGUCAGAGUAGGGGGCGUGUGCAGCCCUGCUGGCCUUGCAUCUGCUCUCGACUUACAGCCCUGGGAAAUGAAACGAAAUCUCUCCGCCGGAAUUCGAUGUGGCGAGGAUAGUGGGCGAUUCACCAACAAACCCACGGGGAUUAUACGUGCUAGUCUGGGCGCAAUGAACACCAAGUCGGAUGUCUCUCGUUUCCUUGCUUUCGUACAAGAGUUUUUUGUCGAAGAGGAAGUGCGAGCACUGACCCAAUUCAGCCCUACGAGAGCUGUUGAUGCUACGACAAACAUUCAAGUCAAGACUAUCACGGUAUAUCCAAUUAAGAGCUGCAGUGGCUACACUAUCCCAUCAGGGGUUCGGUGGGAGGUACGGCCAGAGGGGCUUGCCUGGGACCGUGAAUGGUGUUUGGUCCACCGAGGAUCAGGCCAAGCUCUCAGCCAGAAACGCUAUCCGCGAAUGGCCUUAUUACAACCCUUGCUUCUGUUCGGCGACAAUGUUCUACGUGUGAAAUACCGCGGGAGCACGCCAAAGGGGCAGCCUACACAGGUGGACAUACCACUAUCCAGCGAUCCCUCUCAUUUCGACAUUGACUUCCGACAAACAAGCUCCAGGGUUUGUGGAGAAAAUAUUUCCGCGCAGUCAUAUCGAUCUAAAGACAUCAAUGACUUCUUCACCAAUUCACUCGGAGUCCCAUGCAUGCUGGCGCGGUUUCCAGCAGGAGGCCGUGGGGCUAGCAGCAGACAGUCAAAGGCUAGGAUACAGAAGCAUCAGCGAACAGAAAAGACUCACAGCGGACAGCCUUCCCCAUUCCCCGGUGUUCCAUCUCCCCCCGACUCGGAUUCUGAACAGCAAAGCCAACCAGGGAAGAUCCUCCUUUCCAAUGAGAGCCCCAUUCUCAUGAUAUCUACUUCUAGUGUGGAGAUGCUCAACCAAACCAUCAUGGAGACUGGAGAGUCUCCUGUGGAUGAAUCAGUGUUUCGAGCGAAUAUCGUCGUUGAGGCGUCUCCGGGGCAGCGUAGUCGCCCGGCUUACUCAGAAGAUAUGUGGAGGAGAAUUAGCAUUGGAAACUACAGCUUCAAACUACUAGGAGCCUGCCAGAGAUGCCAAAUGGUAUGCGUUGAUCAAACGACUGGGGAGAGAAGGCAAGAACCAUUUGUCACCCUGGCAAAAACAAGGCGGCUAAACGGCAAAGUCUAUUUCGGUACACACAUGCAGCAUGAGCAGCUUAGGCAAAGCGAGGAAUUGGAUGGUUUGUGGCCCACAAUACAGGUUGGCGAUGCGGUCGUCGUGCAGGAGGAGGAGGUAGAAGAGGAGGACGGAGAGAAGACUCCAGGCGCUGGUAGCCCGGAUGCGAUAUUUUGAGAAAUACAAGAAUAGAACGACUCUAACAGAGUACUCCGUACAUGGAUAUGAAUAUGCUAUCGG